Messenger RNA from Lodderomyces pseudojiufengensis, 804 nucleotides. RefSeq lists its product as uncharacterized. The transcript has a single exon. Bases 1 to 804 code for a protein of 267 amino acids. The record is from RefSeq and is a predicted model, not a curated record. NCBI's taxonomy places the organism in Eukaryota, Fungi, Ascomycota, Pichiomycetes, Serinales, Debaryomycetaceae.
AUGUCAGACACAGAAACAAAACCAAUUGAAGAUAAAACAGAAGGAGAAGAAGAAGCAGAAUUAACAAAAGAACAAAGAUUAGAAAUAGCAAGAAAGAAAUUUGAAGAUUUGAAAAAGAAGAAAAAAAAAGAUAAAAAGAAGAAAACUAAAAAGAAUAAAGAUAAUGAAGAAGAUGGAGGUGAAUUAGAAAGUGGAGAUGAUACAUCUAAUAAAGAAGAAACUCCUGUUGUUGAAUCUGAAAAACCUGAGGUAAGUACAAAGGAAGAAGAAAAUAAAUCAACAUUAGAUAAAGAUGAGGAUAAUCCAGAGUCUACGAAAGAUGAUGAAUCUAAAGAAUCAAUUCCAAUUAAAACAGAUGACAAGGAAAAUAAAGAUACAACCAUUUCAAAAUCAAGUCAUGAUUUAGAUUCUAUAAAAUCAGAUUCUUCAAUAAUAGAUGAAUUACAAAAAACAAUAGAAGAUCAAAAAAAAAUUAUAGAAAGAUUAAGAAAUGAAUUAAAAGAUAUGAAAUUAAAUAAAAUGGAAUUAGAAGAUAAUAUAAUUGAUUUAAAACAAGAAAAUGAAGAAUUAAAAAAGUCUGCACCUACAACAACCACCAGUAAAACAUCAUCAUCAACAUCAACAAAAGAUAUACCUCAAGCUAAACCCAUAUUCCUUAAUAAUGAAUUUGCUUCCAUUUCACAACAAAAUUUAAGUAAAUUUAAUUCAACUGAAGAUUUUAGAGAAAAAUUAAUGAUUUGGAAAGGUUGGCAAGUUGAUAUGACAAAUUGGGGAGGUAUAAGUACAAAUAUUGUAUCAUUAUAA